CUCGCCCCAUAUCAGCUGACAAAGAUUCCAAGAUCAAAGAUGGCGGAACAGAACCUGUUUUCGUUCGUACCUCUAUGCCAUCAGAAGCAUGGUGAGGAAACAGACCAGAGUCGCGUGACAACGCUACAAUUCCAGGCGCAAACUGCCGUGCUUCGUACCGUUCUCCGUCUGGGCGAAACUUCCCCCUCCCAGUGUGGCCAGGUCCGCGCGCAGCUUGCAGGCGGUUCGUACUGCGUCCUGUGUUCUUCCAUCCGGGAAAGAAUCGUGGCCGACUUCCCAAAGAUGUUGACGGAUGAGUUGCUAUGGUUACUCGUCCCCCCGCACGUGAAAAUCCUGGACCUGUCCAGAUGUUGCAAUGUAUCAUGGGAAGGGAUAGCAAGAGUGAUUAGAAGAGGUGCCAGGUUUUUCAAUACAGCUGCCCUGAGACAGUGGCCACACCUGUGCCACCUGGACCUGUCCUACUGUGGUGACCAGUUCACUGAUGACUGUUUCCUCCUGCCUGACAUGGAGGAGGAGGAGGCUGGACCAGUCCUGGAGGCAGGGGCAUCAGUCUCUCCUAAAAGGAAAUGUCGUCCAGGCUGCAAGCUGACCAGUGUGGAUUUAUCUGGGUGCCUGCAGCUGACCACAAAGUGUAUCAGGCACCUGACAGGGCUGUGUGGGCCAACUCUGCAGGUCCUCAACAUUGCAUACACCUCAGUAGACUGCAGUGCAUUGUGGUUCCUGUGUGGCUACAGCCUCUCCACUGCCGUCCAAUUGGCUGUUGCCGUGGACAACCAGGGGGCGUGUCCCCCCAUGCAGGACAGCCGGCUGCUGUCGCCCGAGCUCAUCCACAAGAUCCUGGCAGGGGAACUUCACCAUGGCAACCAACAGCCAAUCACAAUAGGAGUUCCAGAUGGAGAGAUGGAUGAGGAAAGUAGUACAGAAGGAGCUUUGGGACAAGUUUCUCUAGGAGGAGAGGAUUUGUCAGAAGAGAGGACAGAAUUGAAAUCAAAUAAGUAUAUUGAAUUUGAUAGCUGUCAGUCUGAGGGUAAAAGUAGUACGGAAGGAGCCACAGCAAUUUGUUUCGAAGGAGUACCAGACAAUCAAAAUCACCUGGAAGCUUCAACAGAAAAUUCUACUCUAUGUUUUCCAGAUACAAACACAGAGGCAAGAAUUGUUGCACAACAGGUAAAUGAGCAAAAAGAGAAUUCUGAAAAUGCUGCUUGUAGUGACAAUACCAGAAGUAGUAUGUAUAGAACCAAUAUUCUCCAAACAGUUGGAGGACAUUGUAGUGCACGUGUUUCUUCCAGGGUCCAUCUAGACACUGACCAGAAGAAUUCUAAAAGUACUUUCUGCCUCGAGGAGUCUUCCAAUGAACUUGAUGACCUUGACAUCUUUGUUGAAGAGGUCAUAGCAAACAGCAAACAUAGCCUUCAAAAUGGUGCAAUAGACAACCAACCUUUGACCCAAGAAUCCAGAAUACCUUUCCAUCAAUCAUUUGCAGGAAGACAAUCAAAGAAUGGCGAUGAGACAUUCUGUACACCAAUAGAUGAAGAGAAUUCAAAUUCACGUGACCAAUCAGAGUCAAUACCUAAUGAGAUUCAAACCAGCAAUAGCCAAUCAGAGUCUGGUACACUUAACUCUACUGACCAAUCAGAAGCAGUUGAAGGCAUGUCUUUUGACAGUAUUUCUCAGAUGAAGGAUAGAACUAAAAGUCUGUCAUUGGACAAUGUUGAAUUAAUAGUGUCAGAGAAAGAGACUAUGAAUGGACAUUCGGAUGUACAUAAUUAUAGUAGAAUAUUGAAUUCACAGUCAGUCACAAAUACAACGCUAAUGAAUUCUUCCAAUGGCUGCUACUGUUUGAGUCCAGGCAUGUUGCCAUCAACCUCCAGACCCAAUGUUUCAUGUCCAAGGGAAGCCAACAAAGAAACUGUCAAAGCAGGGUCUUGUGGGAUAGCAGCAGCAAAGGACUCUGGGACACAUGAAUGUUACCCAUCAGCCUCCAGCCUUGAAGAUUCAGUUCUGAAGGAAACCAAGAGUGAUACUACAGAAGCAGGGCCUUAUGGGAUAGCAGCAGCAAAGGAUUGUGGGACACCUACAUCUGAUGUUAACGCUACACGGAAAAAGGACAACUGUGUGUUGCUAAAAGGUGAUGGAACAGCACCAGAGUAUGAUGGGAUGCCACCAAGGGAUUAUGGGUUGCCACCGCCUCAGAGCAAGUAUGCCUGGGGUGAAGAAGGAGCUUCAGAAAGACCUCAAAAACUUAAGACAAAGCCAAGAGUGGAAAGAACUUUCCAUCUGCAGUCUUACCAACCCAACAUCACUUCCCUGGACAUCAGUGGGGUGAAUAUGAGCAUGGACAGCACAAGCGUGGACAUUGGAAAUGCCUGCAUGAAGGCCUUCGUCUCAGCCAAUAGGAACCUCCGUAAGUUAUCUCUCACGUGGAAAGAGAUCAGGGAUGAGACAGUGGAGUUCAUUGGUCAACAUGCCAAGGACCUGAGAUACCUGUCCAUGAUUGACUGUGACAGGACGGCUCCCUUCAGUCUGGCUGCUCUUGGGUACAACUGCAACAAACUAGAGUAUUUAGAUGUCAAAGGAAUGAGUUUUAUCGGAGACACAGGUUUGGUGCCCCUGGUUGUGAACAACCCUCAGCUCCAGACCCUGUCACUAGCUGAGUGUAACAUCACAGACCUGUCACUGGACAAGAUCGCUAAGUUCUUGGGGGAUGGGUUGACCUGUCUGGACCUGUCCUGGUGUGAGGAGAUCACAGACUCGGGGCUGUCCUGUGUGGUGGGUGCCUGUCGGAACCUGCAGCAGCUGUCCUUGCGGCAGUGCCUGUCUACUAAACACACACUUGUCAGGCUGGGGGAGAACUGCAGGCAGCUUCGGUCUCUCAUGAUGUCUGGUGUGGAGGGGAUGUCAGACGGGGUGCUGGUCAGUAUGGUAGAGAACCUGGGACUUCUGGAAGAGCUGGAUGUGAGCUGGAACCUCGACCUCACAGACUUGUCCAUCUCUCGAGUCCUUGUCUGUUGCCCCCGGUUACGGGAUGCACGACUGGCAGGCCUGAAGAGGAUCACAUCCAAACCUUUUCUACCCAUCAUAUCAGAUCUUGCCAGGUGGCGCCGAUGCCAGUCCCUACUGAAGCUGAAGGAAAAAGAGAGGCGUGUGUUCCUGGAGGAGGGAGAGGAACAGUGGUCCAGCGAUGAGGAGUAUGAAGACUUGUACAUCCCCCAUCGCUCGGCAAGUUACGCUCCGUGUUUGCGUGAUCUCGACCUGGAGUAUUCCGACAGCGUCAAUGACGAUUUCCUAGCGGAGAUCGUUGCCGUUUGUCACGGUACGCUGCGAAUCCGAGACUACUAUGGGGAGCUUCUCCAGCCAAAGUGGACAGGGAACAUGCACUUCUUCAUGUAGGCAGCCUGAAGUGAAUUCUUUGUUUUCAAGCAUACAAUGUCUUCAAUGAACUAUAUAUGUACCUCUUCCACAGUCUUUAUGUAUCGAAACAAUGGGACUUUAAAGGAGUCCUAAACAGGGUUGUAGCCAGCUCGAAAUCAUUUUCCGUCACCUCGAUUUUGAAUGGCUUUGGCGCAGCAUUCCUAUGGAGAUCCAGGGGCAUGGUCCCAAGGAAAUUUUGAAAUCUAGACCCUCUGAAACACUAUUUCCUGCAUUUUGAGGGUAAAAUUUUGCUCACAGAGGAUGGAAUGGGCAAAAUUUUUUCCGUCCCCAGCUGCAAAAUUCAGUCAAAGGACUAGCUACAACACUGGUCCUAAACUGCAGAAGAGAGUAUUAUUUUCUGAUAGAUAUUAUUAGGAACUAAAAAAACCCAUACUACCUCACAGUACCCACAAGUCCCAUGUGCAUCAAAAAAACAUUUGGUAUUCUACUAAACCCUCCAAGUAGUCUUUAAUUAAAUUAAGUAAUGUCAGGCUAUGGCUGAAUACAAUGUGUUUAACAUGGCCUGACAAAAGUUUACUUACAAAACCAAUCUGAGGGGCGAUGUUAAAAACUUGUCUAGUCAUAUAUUUUAUUAACAAUUGGUCUUCGUGCACAUAGCCCCUCAUUUACGACGAAAAUAUGCAAGGAAGUGUCUAAUAUAGUAUGCAAUAUAGGAUAUACAUGGGUAGGGUCUGCAUGGGUUUGGUGGGUGUCAUAUUGUUGUACAAACACGGGUUGCGUAUUUCACCACAAGUGAAAUUCUAAAAAAAAUUGGCAGUGUUUUUAUCUGUGAUACAUAAUCUAACAAGUAUUGCAAAAAAUAACACUCCCUUCUGGCAUUUAGGACUCCUUUAAAGCAGAGGUGUGAUUACAUGGGUGAUGAUUUGUAAGUGUAACAGUUUGGGUCUUUGAAUCCUCUGACAUGCUGCAAUGUUGUGCGCUUUAUACACUUUUGUUCAGGUGUAAAAUUGGAUACCUGACUUCAGUUGUGAGAUAUAUAAUUGUGGAAGGAGAGAGAUGUGUUCCGCCUUCCAAAACAGUGCCUUAGACACAGUGAAUGACUGUAGAUUAUCCUUUGUAUGAUAGCGAUAGAAGCAUUAUAGGCU
Messenger RNA from Branchiostoma floridae (Florida lancelet), 4517 nucleotides. RefSeq lists its product as uncharacterized. NCBI's taxonomy places the organism in Eukaryota, Metazoa, Chordata, Leptocardii, Amphioxiformes, Branchiostomatidae. Gene Ontology annotation, biological process: SCF-dependent proteasomal ubiquitin-dependent protein catabolic process. Gene Ontology annotation, molecular function: protein binding. The record is from RefSeq and is a predicted model, not a curated record. The transcript is spliced from 13 exons. The coding region runs from base 40 to 3390 and encodes 1116 amino acids. Gene Ontology annotation, cellular component: SCF ubiquitin ligase complex.